AUGGCUUUUGUCAAUAAAAUCCACUGCAAUCAAAGACGUUUCCAUAAUGUUUGUUUAUUGUUUUGUUUUGAAUAUUUGACUCUUCAUCGCUCCCACCUGACGUUUGACGGAAUUCAAUCACGUCAGCCCUUGAGAAAUACGAAUUUUAUCUAUCAAGAUGUGAAAAUGUCAGCGGAGACCCCAGAAGAGCCUCCCCGCAGGCCGAGAUUUCGAUUGUUCAUACCGGGGACCCCCACGACCCACAAGCAAGCCGCAAAAGAACGACUCCAGAAAGUCUCCAACACUCCGGCAUCAUCAGAGGCUGAAGAGGACCCUUGCGCUAAGAAAGAGGAGAAGAAAGUCGAAGGGAAGUUCAGGCCCACCGUUGCAGCAGACCCCAGGUUUCAGCAGCAGAAUCAAACUCUGCGAUGUUUCGUGAUGUACACCGACUUCUUCAGAUGUGAGAAGAUCCUCGGAGAAGGCCACGAGGCCUGCAGUUGGUUCAAACGUUGCUACCAGACGAUUUGUCCAAACGACUGGAUCAGUCACUGGGACGACCUCCGCAGCCAGGAUUUAAUGCCCUGGUCCAAGGCGUACUACAAAGCAGCCGCAGAAGCAGAGAAGAGAGAAUCCAACAAAUCGGAAUAA
Diachasma alloeum is the source of this 627-nucleotide messenger RNA. Its product is annotated as cytochrome c oxidase subunit 6b-1. Gene Ontology annotation, cellular component: respiratory chain complex IV; mitochondrion. NCBI's taxonomy places the organism in Eukaryota, Metazoa, Arthropoda, Insecta, Hymenoptera, Braconidae. The record is from RefSeq and is a predicted model, not a curated record.